Psammomys obesus (fat sand rat) is the source of this 543-nucleotide messenger RNA. RefSeq names its product rho GTPase-activating protein 20-like. The transcript has 5 exons. Bases 1 to 543 code for a protein of 180 amino acids. NCBI's taxonomy places the organism in Eukaryota, Metazoa, Chordata, Mammalia, Rodentia, Muridae. The record is from RefSeq and is a predicted model, not a curated record. Gene Ontology annotation, molecular function: GTPase activator activity.
AUGGAGACCUUCAAUGAGAAAGAAAACUUAUUAGAUGUCAUACAGCAAACCUUGCUACCCCAACGCCCUGUCCAGAUCAGAAGAAGCUGGAGAAAGAAGCAUGACAUUUUCUUGUUCAGUGGUGUUUUGGUCGUGUCUAACAACGUGUAUAAGAAGAAAUUUAGGAUAAAACAUAUCAUCCCACUGCAUUAUGUGCGGCUGUAUGACUGUGUGAGGACAGAACACAAUGCUUCCUCUGUGUCCAUCUUCCUGUUUUGGCCUAUGUUAAAAUAUGAUGUCACCUUUAGUUCCCCGGAGCAGAAAAAAUGGUGGUGCUUUUUGCUCCAAAGGUACAUUGAUGAAGCCAAGAAGAGGGUCGAGAAUAAAAAUUCUGCACUGCAGAUAAUCACUGAGGACACCGGAAACUGUACCAGUGCAUGUGCAUGUGCCUGGAUUGCAACUCUGAUUUUACCUGAUUGUGACCAAGCUUGGGUGAUGAUUCCUUCUUCCCAGAUACCUCCUGAUUGGCCACCCUAUACCUUUAGGGAUACCCUUGGCUUUUGA